GAAGACCUAGCUAACCGCCUCAAAGGAUUUUCUUUGUCGGCAGCAGAGGCCUUAGUCACAGACAUCGAGCAAGUUGAUAUCCGGCGAAGUUCAGAAGAAUGCCGACGUAGUCUAUUCGGGAAGGUGGUUGGUGACCGCCGUGCUAGCUGGAUUGGUAUAAAGCGUACGAUGAAUAAUAUAUGGAAGCUGCAGAAACCAAUGGAUAUUAAGGAGCUGGAACCUAAUUAUUUUCAGUUCAUCCUCCAAAAUAGGGAAGAUUUGGAAAAAGUUGCAAGCGGUACCAACUGGAUUUAUGAUAACCAAUAUUUGAUUCUCCGUGAAUGGGAGCAAGGGUUAAAUAGCCUGCACAAGGGAUUCAAUGAGUUGCUGCUCUGGGCACAGGUAACUAACCUUCCCCUUGACUGGCUUAGUGCUGAAGUUGGGCUUAAAAUAGGGAAGGCAUUCCCGGAUGUCAAGAAUGUUCUAGUUCAAAACAUAAGCCCUCAUGGCGGUAAGAUGUUAAAGCUUCUGGUUUCUAUCAACCUCGGCGAACCUCUACCAAGAUGCACAAACAUUAGGAUGGGGGAUCAAAUUGCUACAGUGGGGUUCCAAUAUGAGAGGCUUGUGAGUCUUUGCUAUUACUGUGGAGUCAUUGGACAUCUGGACAAAAGCUUCAAGAAAAGGCUUGAAGACAUUAAAAAUCAAGCUCUGAAAGAGGGGCAAUAUAGAGAGUGGCUCAAGACUGAAGAUAUCAUACUUGGGACUUAUGCUAGUCCUUCAAGUUCUAGACAAUCUCCAUUUACUAGUCAAGCUCCUGCAACAGUCAAUUCAAAUAAUCCAUCAAGUUCAACUGGGCAAAUCCCAGAUAGCCCUAUUCCUAUAACAGCCAUGAAAAGUUUACAGGAGACAUGCCCACAAGAUACAGUAGACUCAUCCUCAGAGGUUCCUGAUCUGCAACCUUCAACUCAAUUGGUAUUAUCUGAUCUGGCCACUUCUAAUCAACAACACUCCAUGGAGAUAGUCACCUCUGCUACUCCUAUCCAAGAGAAAGACAAGCUAAUGGAGAUUGAACUCACUCUCCCUUCCAUUUCAAACAUAACUUCCCAGAAGAUUACUUCAAUGCAGAAAGGUAAUAUAGUGACUAGAAUGAGCUCCUGGAAAAG
Messenger RNA from Striga hermonthica, 1142 nucleotides. NCBI's taxonomy places the organism in Eukaryota, Viridiplantae, Streptophyta, Magnoliopsida, Lamiales, Orobanchaceae. The record is from the annotation of a GenBank genome assembly.